Auanema sp. JU1783 is the source of this 798-nucleotide messenger RNA. The record is from the annotation of a GenBank genome assembly. NCBI's taxonomy places the organism in Eukaryota, Metazoa, Nematoda, Chromadorea, Rhabditida, Rhabditidae.
AUGGCUAAAGUCGAAGUUCAGAUACGGAGCUGCUUUUGCUGCGGCUUAUCUCUAGCAACCGUGUUAGUUGCUCUCUACACUCUGAUUUUAUAUUCUCUACUAACUGGAUUAGCUGGUUGGGGUUUAUCCGAUACUGCUGCACAUGGAGACUCUUCACACUUCAAAAGUUGCGAGCUUGAAGCUCAAGGAAAAAUCACUGCCGAAAACCGUAAAUUAACAUUCCACGGAGGUCAUACAACAGUCGUGGUUGAGGAUUCUUCAUCUUACCAUUGCUCACUUGGCUUAUAUACGGAGGAGUUAAAAUAUGAAGCUGGACUACGAUAUACAACAUUGGUUGUGAAUCUAUUUAUCUAUGUUGGUAUGAUCUUGGCAUCUAUCCUUCUGUUAAUCGGAUUAGCCAUCUACAAUCAAUGGCUUCUCGUUCCAUGGAUCGUUCUUCUAGCCAUUGAUAUCAUCCGUGGACUCAUAUCCGUUUUCUUCAUCUUCUUCUUCAGCUAUGGAAACUUGGCUCGCAUUGCAACCGGAAUAUUCUUCCUCGGAUUACAAUUCUUCCAUAUUUCUCUACUUAUGAUCAUAAUUGCCAAGUUCCAACGUAUCUACAACCGAAGGAACGGUAUUACAAUGGAAAAUAGACCGUUCGAUCAGAGAGCUUAUCCAGCUUCUUCAACUUACGCCUAUUCCCCAGAUCACAGAAGACCAGAAUACUAUCCAGAAUCUGUAAGAGAUCAUUACGGACCUCCAGCCAUACACCAUCCACCUCAACAACUUCCAUACGAAAAUCAUGGAUAUCGUUAUUAA